Molecule: messenger RNA, 1248 nt
Organism: Arabidopsis lyrata subsp. lyrata
Lineage: Eukaryota; Viridiplantae; Streptophyta; Magnoliopsida; Brassicales; Brassicaceae
Source: RefSeq, a predicted model, not a curated record
AUGAAAAAGGGCUUAUCUGCGAAAGACAUUAAUGAAAAUAAAAAUUCAGCACAGAAAGCUCUCUCCUCUCCUCUUCUCUUCUCUCUAUCUCUCUAUCUAGAAAAUAAAGAUUCCUCAAAUUCAGCCAUGAAAGUAAUGAAGAAAGGUAAAGUGCACCCAACUCGUUCUCUUCCACCAUCUUCGUCUUCAAUUGAAGAUUACUUUCUCUCUGUCUUUAAGCUUCUCGCGGCUGCGAUUCUGGUUCUGGUGUCGGUUUCUCUCUCAGCCGAAGAUCGGGAAGUUCUUGCUUACUUAAUCACCAGGUCACUCAACACCACCACCGUCGUACUCGUAUCAAGCAAGAAGAAGAGAAGUCAUGAUAAAGUUCCUCUUUUUGAUUGUGGAUGUUUCGAUUGCUACACAAGUUACUGGUCUAAAUGGGAUUCUUCGUCUAACCGUGAGCUCAUCAACCAGAUCAUAGAGACCUUCGAAGAUCAUCUCACUAGCGACGAGAGCUCUGCCUCCCACAAAUCCAAGAAAUACAAGAACAGAGCAAAGAUUAUAGAGAUAUCGGAAGAACCCAUCGCUAAAACCACAGAACCACCGAUGGCUUCCUAUGAAUUCCCACGUGAGAACUCACCGGACGCGGGAGAUGAAACGCAAAAACACCGGACGUGUUGGGUUUAUUCAAUUCGCGUUUUUGGAGCCUUUGGAAUCUCAACGUCUAAAGGGCAAUAAGGCAUCAUCGCUCUGAAGCUUCUUUUUGGUUUGCUAAAAAUGCUCUCUUUUUUUUUUGGAAACCCCAAAAAAGAAAAGGUGAAUUCUUGACUUUACGUUUGGCUCAAAUACAUGUAUCAAGAAAGAUUGAUUUAUGUUGUGAAAAUGCAGACAUAACUCUCAUUACUGUUCUUGUGAUUAAUUUUCUUAAGGGUUGGUUAGCUUGUUGAAACUGUGUUAUUUUGCUUCAGGCUCCUUUUGGGUUGGUGGUAACAACCUCACUCUCAGUAUUUUUUUUGCUUAGGAAGAAAGUUUUGGGGAGGUCUUUGUUUGAUUAGGCACCGCACACUUCUCAAAGAGUGUCUCGUUUAGAUAUUUUUAGCAACUAAUGUAUAGUUUAUUCAUGUCUUUGUAAUUUAUAUUGCAUUUUCAUAUUUUGGGCAAAACCCUCUUCCUAUCAUGUGUUACUCACUUACUCUAUUUCGGACUAUUGCUUUUUUGCCGGUGAAGAUUUGGUCCUUUCCGUAUUAAAUGAAAUCUAUCGAAACUCAA